Messenger RNA from Aspergillus sclerotioniger CBS 115572, 381 nucleotides. RefSeq lists its product as uncharacterized. NCBI's taxonomy places the organism in Eukaryota, Fungi, Ascomycota, Eurotiomycetes, Eurotiales, Aspergillaceae. The transcript has 2 exons. Bases 1 to 381 code for a protein of 126 amino acids. The record is from RefSeq and is a predicted model, not a curated record.
AUGUUUACCCCCCGUGGUAAGGUCAAGAUAGACUUCAUACGCAGGCGGCCCCCUGCCGAUGAGGGGAUGGUACUCUUGACCGAGGUUAACCCGGAAGAUCCGCCUUUCCUUGAUCCAGGAAGACUCAUGGUGUGCAAAUUGAUAACCGCUGGCGGACCUCGAUUUUCAACUGGAGGUGAAAAGUUCUUCCACCACGGGAUCGAUGCCCUUCGGCUGGCACAGGUAGUCGAUCCGGGUACGGUGGCCUUGGAUUCGGAAGACGCUAUGUGGAUCUAUAGAUCGAGAGAUGAACUAAAGCACUAUACCACCAUGGCAUGGGAGCAGUGGGAGAGGUUUUUUCUAAGUCCCGCCACGAAACAUCUUUUUGGAGUCGAUACGUGA